This is a messenger RNA of Corylus avellana, 1054 nucleotides long. Its product is annotated as adenine phosphoribosyltransferase-like protein, putative (DUF2358). The record is from RefSeq and is a predicted model, not a curated record. Lineage: Eukaryota; Viridiplantae; Streptophyta; Magnoliopsida; Fagales; Betulaceae.
GGAACGAAAGGCAGAGAAUCAGUGGAUCACUUUCUCAUAGAGAGAGAGAGAGAGAGAGCGCGUAGUGUGGAAAUGGCGGGGUUAUAUUGCGGUAUAACAGCUCCUCAUUUAAUGAGACUCCACGGCCUCCGAUGCUCCUCCAGCACACCGGAUGACAAUUACAAGAACAAUAUGAAUAAGAGAGAAACCCAAACCCCGCAGAUUUUGAAACUCGCGGUGAGCGGAGUCACUGAGCUUUUGAGACUCUUCUCCUCCUCCUCCAACAACCAAAACAGAUUGGAAAGAGUGGAUGAUAAAAAGAGAGUAGAGAUUUCAGUUUCAGGUGUUGAUGAUGUUGUAAUGAUCCUCAAAUCUGAUUAUGAGAAUGCCUACUUUGUAACAGGGACGUUUACUUCUGCAAUUUAUGCUGAAGAUUGUAUAUUUGAAGAUCCAACUAUUAGAUUUCGAGGUAAGGCAUUGUAUUCACGCAACUUGAAAUUGCUUGUUCCUUUCUUUGACCGUCCGUCAAUUGGAUUGCAAAAGAUUGACAAGGGUAUCAAUUCCAAAACUAAUUUUGUGCUAGCAACAUGGAAACUAAGGACUUACCUAAAACUUCCAUGGAAGCCCCUCAUUUGCAUUGAUGGAAGUACAGUCUACGAAUUGGAUGACGAGUUUAAUAUUGUUAGGCAUGCUGAGAGUUGGAAUGUUUCUGCGCUUGAAGCAAUUGGGCAGAUAUUCACCCCUAGUUUUGGAAGGCCUAACUAUUGAAUGUUCAAGGCUCAAUAAAUCUGAAGAAGUGAACGAUUUUCAAGGCUCCAGGUACUCAUUAACUUUCAAGUUUUAGACCUAUACACACGCACAAGAAUUAUCUAUUUCGUCCUCACUGCAGGCUCCACAACUGUACGUGUUUCCUUUUAAUAUUAGAAAGUUAUGUUUCUGCGUUAUAUACCUUUGUUAUCAUAAGGGAACACAAUCAUUAUAUAAACAGAUAACAAUAUGUAGAUAUAGAGAUUAUGGGUUGUAAAGGCACUAACGUGAGCUCUUCAUGGUUUGGAAGGAAAAGUUUCAAACUCUA